AUGGCAGCAGGUGGUGAAGGCGGUUGCCCCCGUGAAUGGGUCGGCGUUGUUUCUGUUGUUGGUGGUGCUGAGGAUUCUGUAGUAGCAAUGCCAAUCGUCGGAGUAGGGUCACAUUCCAUAGUCGAGUCUGUUGUUUCUGCCUGUUGUGAUCUGUUAUCUUUUAAAGGAAUUUUAGGUUUAUCAUUAGAAAUAUUUAUAAAUUUUAAAUAACGUUGUAUGUGGGCAAUGUCUUUUUGGGAAAUUUUGGACAUA
Messenger RNA from Meloidogyne enterolobii, 252 nucleotides. The record is from the annotation of a GenBank genome assembly. NCBI's taxonomy places the organism in Eukaryota, Metazoa, Nematoda, Chromadorea, Rhabditida, Meloidogynidae.